CGGAUCCCAGUCCCUUUCCGCCGCACACCGCUGUACAGUUACGCGGCGGCCCCCGCGCUCCAGUACCGUUCGAGCGCUCUUAGUGCUCGGACGUGAGACCCAGAAGCGGACCGCGCUCUUACGAGUCGCGUCCGCUCUCCGAGCCAGUGGAUUGUGCAUUGCACGUCCACUCCCCGAGACACGACGCCUGUAUUUCGUACUACGUGCCGUGUAGUACGAAUACAAAGACUACAGUGUAGUGCAGUGCAGUGCAGUGGUAGCAAGUGCGCGCCACGUAACGCCAGAUGCCUUAGGGUCGCGUUCCAAAACCGUGAGGUAAAGUUUUUAGGUACACAUCUCGCCACACCAGGCGAGUCCUUAGGGCCACACACCAACUAGGAACACAUCUCCCUGCCUGAAGGCAGGGAGGAUAGUUAGUUUUGUUUUUGGUUGCGAGUCAGGAUGGACUCGAACCAUUUUGAUCCGGCGCAAUUCAGCGCCUACAUGAAAAGGAAGUUCCCCGAACUUGUACUCGGGUACAUUUCGGACUCUCUAGUCCCGACCAACGCCUCCGAUAUGGAGUGUUCCUCGGCCUCAUCCUCGGCCUCCCUCGCGAGUUCAGAGGCGGGAUCCCGCCCGCACUCGGACAUGGAAGAUGACGGUUUUACGACCGUCAUCUCCAAAUCCAAAAGGAAGAGGUCCUCCAAGGGCUCCUCGACCGCGUCCCCACGCGCCACCUCCCCCCACGCCUCAACCACCGCGACCAACCCCAACGUCCCCACCGCCCCCGCUGCCUCGCGCCCCGAGUCCCCCUCAGGGAACAAAGGCACCCCCGCUCCCGCAUCGCCCGUCGCGAAGCGACCCAAACCCGCCGCGAUCCCCUCACCCACCCCCGCAGGAAAUCCGUCACCGGCCCCCGCCGAGAAUCCAUCCGUUGCCCCCGACACUCCGCCGCGUACUACGGCGCCCCCGCCUCUCUACAUAAGAGAAAAUAAUAAAUGGGAUCAACUUUCCCAAAUAUUCAUCGAAAAAAAGAUCCACUUCACCUCGGCCCGACCGACCAAUAUGGGAAUUAAGGUCCAGGUGUCCACAGCGGUGGACCACCGUCGUAUGACGGCCCUCCUGCGCGAGCGUGGUACGGAAUACCACACUUACGCGCUCGAGGAGGAGCGUCGCCUCACGGUGGUAAUCCGAGGGAUGCCGUGCGAAAUUCCCACGGAUAGCAUAUUAAGUGACCUUAAGUCACAAGGCCUGCCCGCGCAGGCGGUACACCGUAUGUACCGCCCAACAAACAAGCGGCCAUUUAAUAUGGUCCUCGUCCACUUGGACAACACCAAGGAGGCGAAGGCCAUUUUCAACAUUAGAACCGUCUGCUACCUGUCCGGUCUACAGGUAGAACUCCCGCGUGGUCGUGGCAUCCCAGGACAGUGUCAUCGCUGCCAAUGCUACGGUCACUCAGCCCGGUUUUGUAACGCGCGCCCGAGGUGCGUUAAGUGCUUGGGUGAUCACGGAACUACAGACUGCCCGCGCAAGACACCAAUGGAGGAUGUCCCUCCGAGCUGUGUUCUGUGUCAGCAGACGGGCCACCCAGCGAACUAUCGCGGGUGCCCGAAAGCGCCGCGCAGGGCAAAGCGAGGAGGGAAGAAAUCCUCGCACCAGCCGAAGGCUCCUAAAGCCUCUGGAGCUCCGCCCUCUGCCCCUCAGGCCCCAGAAGCCCCUCAGGCCCCCCAGGCACCGACGGUAAAUGCCUGGCAACGCAAGAAAAAUCUCACCGUACCAACCGCGUCCGAAACCGCGCAGCCAUCCGCGUCCGCGCACGCCAAUAAACAAGACAGCGGAGUUACAAACUCGCUGUCAUGUGUUAGCAAAUACUUCGGGGCGUUCGACCCGCCCGAACUAUUAGUGUUCGCAAACAAGCUGAAAGCUUGCGGAAACGACCCCAACGCCAGACUCAGCGCGUUCGUUGAGCACGCGGAAAUGAUAAACGCCAUUUACAACCUCACCAAGUCAUCUUAAAUGUAUAAUUAGUAUAGUUCUGUCCCGCCUCAAAAUGGUAAUGGAAGUGCACCGCAUGUACAGACCUACUAACAAAAAACGUGUCAGGUUUAAAAAUUGGGACCUCCAAACUGUGGCGCGCUUAGACAAUGCCACAGACGUCAAUUGUACGGCCACUGGCAAAGAUUCUGCUAACCACGCCCGUUCCUAAUAAAAUGCCUAGGCGACCGCGCGACGACAGAGUGCAAGAGAUGAAGAAUUUUGCAAGUCUGAUAAACUUCGCGGAGACGCAGAAACUCCCGGUCGAUAUGAUGGCCUCCGAUGGCCACCCUGAGGCCCACGUGUUGGCAAGGGGCCAGUCACCGUCAAUAGUGCCGUCAAUAUUUAUUAGACAAUAUUUAAUUCGCGGUAAACGGCUUGCGGUGGAGACUAGAGCUCAAACACGUAAAGAACGCCUCAGUCACUACAAACAUCCGUUUUAAUAUUAUUUUUUUAUUAAAACAUCAUUAUUAUUUUUUAAUAUUAAUUUUCCCGGAAUAAUCACUCUUAACACGUGGCGUCGUCCACAAAGACUCGUUUGGAUAUCAUUUAUUUACUUGUUUUUACAAUCUUUUUUUUUGGCAACAAAUAAAUAUUUCAUGAUAAAUGGACAGACCAUGUGGUGAAAACGUAAGAAGGAAGUGAAACAAUGAUUGCUUCGAUUGAGGGACAUGUUCCUGUAGUAGAGCUUGAUACUAAUGUAUAGAUUUCAAACAUAUAUACUUUGGACUCUUCAUUGAGCGACUUAGUUUUAAACAAUCAACUAGUAAAGCAGUCUAUCUUAUCUACGCUCUUAUAGUUCACUGAACGACUCUCAUACCUCUCGACGUCACUAACUUCAAUACUGCUACGAGUCACGUUGUGCAAAAAAGUUGUUUUAAAUAAAUUAAAAUGGAUUCUGUUUGAAGCUGUACAUCACAAGAGGUUCUUUGAUAUCAACAGAUACUUAGAACACGUACUGGACGUGUUUAUAGUCAAGACACUCCUUAUAUUGUCUGGAGACUGCUACAGAUGAUACUUCAAAUCUUCUCUAGUCUAAGAUGUUACGAAAACCAUUCAUUCUCCUCUUCAUAUAAUGUGUACCUCACCGUCUCUAACGUAUCGUCUCGUGUUAUGACACGCUGAUGCUUCACUGUCGGUACCCACCUAACACUUGGUGACCAGCCGUCACCUCCCGAUGGAUACGACUGACACCACCUGUAACACAUUAUACGAUAUUGUUCUUAUAUAAAGACAUACAGAGACAGUUACUUCAGGGAUUGGUUUCAAAUAAAUUCAUAAAAGCAAAAAAAAAAAAAAAACAAAAACACUUUUAUAAAAUAGCAAACUGAAAAGUAGUAAGAAAUUAAUUUAGUGUUUAAAUUCGUGGAGUUCUAAAUAUUACUAUUCCAUUGAUUAAGGCAUAUGGGGCGAGUGUGCACUGCGGGUCUAUGUGGGACAUGUGAGCAAUUCCAUUCCGCUUUAGGCUGAAGCACAUAAUUACGUGUUCUUUUCCACAGUGCACGCUCGCCUCUCAUGACUAGACGUCUAUAAGUGUACCGUUCAAUCUACAAGUGUAUUACAAUAGCCAGAAGAUGGCAAUCAUCUGUGUAGGGUAACCGAGAUUAGAGACCUCGGGGUAACCCUUGAUCAGGGACUUGCAUUUGGAAGACACGUUGAGAGUAUUGUUGCGGGGGCACACCAAAUGUUAGGUUUCAUCUUGCGUCGAGGUAUUGAUUUAAAAAAUAUAUUAACUUUUGAUUUACUUUAUAAGUCUCGUUAGAUCCAAGUAGAAUCUGCUUCAUUGAACCGGAAAAUUUACUGAACAAAAUUCUCGUCCAACAUCAAGUCUAAAUCAGACUUUGUGUUCCAUUUCGUAGAACAAAUUAUUUGCAGCCUUGAAAUUUUUUAAUCCGAAUAUCUCUAAUUUUAUUUGCAGUUUAAAACAAUCCUUAAUAAUAAAAUAUAAAAUAAGAUUCAGAUGUACUUUUCAU
Molecule: messenger RNA, 3986 nt
Organism: Danaus plexippus (monarch butterfly)
Lineage: Eukaryota; Metazoa; Arthropoda; Insecta; Lepidoptera; Nymphalidae
Exons: 1
Coding region: 442-1995 (517 amino acids)
Source: RefSeq, a predicted model, not a curated record